Molecule: messenger RNA, 1206 nt
Organism: Exaiptasia diaphana
Lineage: Eukaryota; Metazoa; Cnidaria; Anthozoa; Actiniaria; Aiptasiidae
Product: beta-lactamase
Exons: 1
Coding region: 1-1206 (401 amino acids)
Source: RefSeq, a predicted model, not a curated record
AUGCAAGCAGCUGAGAAGAUAUCGCCUCUGCGCCUUGGAUCCGCCGUUCGAGUCCUAACCAUCGGCCUUCUCAUGUCGGGGGCGGGCCAAUUGAUGGCAGACCAAGCGAUGGCAGACCAAGCGAUGGCAGACAGUGGGCCUAAGCCGACGGCCGACCUCGAUGGGCAGCUGAAGGCUCUGCACGCCAAAUCCGAUUUUCCGGGGUUUGCGGUCGCUAUUGUCGACCGUGAGCAGGGGGUCGUGUACGAGAGCGGGUUUGGUUGGGCCGAUCGGCAGAACCGAAAGCCUUUUACCGCUCAGACGGUGAUGAAUAUCGGGUCGGUGAGCAAGACUUUCAUUGGUGUGGCCCUAAUGCAGGCCGUGGAGAACGGGCAGAUCGAUUUGGACGCACCGGUCGAUCGUUACUUGGGUUUUUCAAUUCGAAAUCCGCGAUUUCCCGACAAGCCCAUCACGUUGCGCCAUCUGGCCACCCAUACCUCGGGGAUCGAGGACCGAGGCUCCAUUUAUCGGAAAGCCUAUUCGGAAGGCAUGGAGCCCUCGAUGGAGCUCGGCGAGUACCUGCGUCAAUAUCUGACGCCGGAAGGGCGUUGGUACAACCGGCGCAACUUCGGCAAAAAUCCGCCGGGCGACGCCAGGGACUAUUCGAAUAUCGGUGCUGCCCUAGCCGCGUACACCCUUGAGAAGGCCUUGGAGAAACCCUUCGACGAGCUGACUACCCGGUCGAUUCUCAAGCCUCUGGGCAUGGACGACUCGGGUUGGUCUUAUGGGGAUAUUGAGCUCGACAGCCAUGCUGUGUCCUACGACGGUGAUGACAUCGUUGAGCCCUAUACCCUCGUCACCUAUCCGGACGGUGGUCUCCGCACCAGCGUGUCGAGCCUCGGACGCUAUUUGGCAGCGAUUCUCAGAGGGGGUGUGCUCGGCGACGCAAGGAUCUUGGACGGGGCCUCAGUAGAGGCCAUGGUCGCGCCCCAAUUCGAUGCCCAGGAUCCUCCAGAGGGCGCGGGCGAUAAGAAUUCGGGAAUCUUCUGGAGCCUCGACAGCUCAGGGUUGAUCGGUCAUACGGGUGGCGAUCCCGGAAUUUCCACCAUGAUGGCCUUCGAUCCCGAAUCGGGUCGAGGAUGGGUCUUCAUCACCAAUUGCGAGCUCAACAAGAAGACCGGCGGACAGUUGCGGGAGAUUUGGAAUUUGCUCAAGUCGACUCCCUAG